Molecule: messenger RNA, 432 nt
Organism: Iphiclides podalirius (scarce swallowtail)
Lineage: Eukaryota; Metazoa; Arthropoda; Insecta; Lepidoptera; Papilionidae
Source: the annotation of a GenBank genome assembly
AUGACUGAAAACCAAGCUCAUACGAUAGCCGUACCUGUGGAAGAAAUAGAAAAACUACCAGAACUUAAGGAGAAUCCUUUCAAGCGUCGCAUCUGCCAAGUAUUCUCGCACGACGGCUCCGGCAACUUGACAUUUGAGGAUUUUCUAGACAUGAUGUCCGUUUUCAGCGAGGCUGCACCCCGCGAUAUAAAGGCUUGGUACGCCUUUCGGAUCUACGAUCUAGACGACGACAUGUACAUAGGCCGUGAGGAUCUCCUGGAGGCGACACGCCUCCUCACGAAGGACGAGCUGCACUCGCAGGAGCGCGACGAGAUUGUCGCGAGCGUGCUGGACGAGGCUGACGUGGACGGCGACGGGAGGCUUUCCUUCAUGGACUUCGAGCACGUGGUAGUGCGCGCACCGGACUUCCUGUCCACGUUCCACAUAAGAGUG